Messenger RNA from Syngnathus acus (greater pipefish), 4944 nucleotides. RefSeq names its product ATPase phospholipid transporting 8B1 (gene atp8b1). Gene Ontology annotation, cellular component: plasma membrane. Gene Ontology annotation, molecular function: ATPase-coupled intramembrane lipid carrier activity; ATP binding; magnesium ion binding. Lineage: Eukaryota; Metazoa; Chordata; Actinopteri; Syngnathiformes; Syngnathidae. The coding region runs from base 222 to 3965 and encodes 1247 amino acids. The record is from RefSeq and is a predicted model, not a curated record. The transcript has 31 exons. Gene Ontology annotation, biological process: phospholipid translocation; Golgi organization.
GAAGGGCGGGGUGCGGUGGAGCUUCUUCAAACAGGAACAAGGAAACAUGGUGCGGUGACAGAGCGGUCGGACCCACACAUAAAGAGCUGGAUUCUUCCAUUUUUUAAUUUCUUACCACUCAUCAGUAAAGAACACGUUUUUGGUGUGGACGACUUUGGAAAGGACCCUGACGUCAAUUCCGUCAAACACUGUUUGGAACCAGCGAUACUUGCAGCGUCAAAAUGACGACGCGCCAGGCUGGCACCCACGGGUCUAUGAGGCCCGAUGAUGAGGUCAUGCCAUACAGUGAUGAUGAGACGGACGAUGAGCUGGAUGUGAGCACAGAUGAGGAAGAAGAAGAACCGGUGCCAGGAGCCCCACCUCCCCCUGUGGAAGUUAGACCCACUGAAAUUGGCUGGAAGGUGAAAGCCAAUGACCGAGGCUUCCACCACCUGCCAGAAUUUGAAAAAAAAGUAUUCCUGUGCAUCAAGAAGAGCAGAUACUCUGGGAAUGCCAUCAAGACGUAUAAAUACAAUGUCUUCACGUUCCUUCCCCUCAACUUGUACGAGCAGUUUAAGAGGGUUGCCAACAUUUACUUUUUGGCUCUGCUCAUUCUACAGAGUAUUCCAGAAGUUACAACUCUGCCUUGGUACACCACCUUGAUCCCUCUGGUUGUGGUUCUGGGAGUAACUGCCGUCAAAGACCUGGUGGACGAUCUUGCUCGACACAAGAUGGACAAGGAGAUUAAUAAUAGGAAAUGUGAGGUUCUGCUGGAUGGCAGGUUUCAAGAGUCAAAGUGGAGACACAUCGAGGUUGGAGAUGUCAUUCGCUUGAAGAAAAAUGAUUUCAUUCCGGCGGACAUAUUGCUUUUGUCUAGUUCAAACCCAAACAGCCUUUGCUAUGUGGAAACAGCAGAGCUUGAUGGAGAAACUAACCUAAAGUUUAAGCUGGGACUUCGAGUAACUGAUGAAAGACUGCAGGAGGAACGUCAAAUGGCUCAGUUUGAUGCUUUGAUUGAGUGUGAGGAGCCCAAUAACCGUCUGGAUAAAUUCACUGGGGUGAUGCACUGGAAGAGAGAACGCUAUCCACUGGACCUGGACAACAUCCUACUCCGAGGCUGCAAAGUCAGAAAUACUGAAGAAUGUCAUGGAGUUGUCAUCUUUGCAGGUGCUGACACAAAAAUCAUGAGAAAUGGUGGAAAAUCGAGGUUCAAGAGGACCAAGAUUGAUGAGCUGAUGAACUAUAUGGUCUACACUAUCUUUGUUCUCCUGAUCCUGGUGGCAGCGGGACUUGCCAUUGGUCACAGCUUCUGGUAUGAGGAAAUCGGGUCCAAGGCCUGGUAUUUGUAUGAUGGGAGAGAGGACGGUACCUCCUAUAGAGGAUUCCUCAGCUUCUGGGGCUACCUCAUUGUUCUGAACACCAUGGUACCGAUUUCACUCUAUGUCAGUGUGGAGGUGAUCCGUCUAGGCCAGAGUAAAUUUAUCAACUGGGACCUGCAGAUGUACUAUGCAGAGAAAGAUACACCAGCAAAGGCUCGAACCACCACCCUGAAUGAGCAGCUUGGACAGAUUGAAUACAUCUUCUCAGACAAGACGGGAACACUGACACAAAACAUUAUGGUGUUCAAAAAGUGCACUAUCGCUGGGCGCAGUUAUGGUGACCCAACCACUGCUGAGGGAGUGCGUCUGGAUCGCGGAAAGCCAGUGGACUGGAGCUGGAAUCAGUAUGCUGACAAAAAGUUCCAGUUUAUGGACAAUUCCCUUGUCGCCUGUUUGCGAGCCAAGAAGGAUAAAGAGGCGAUCGAGUUCUUCAGACUCCUCUCCCUUUGUCAUACUGUCAUGGUGGAAAACAAGGAUGGUGAAUUGGUGUACCAAGCAGCGUCCCCAGAUGAGGGCGCACUGGUGACAGCAGCUCGGAACUUUGGCUUUGUUUUUCUUUCCCGAACUCAGGACACAAUCACUAUCAGAGAAAUGGAACAGGAGAAAACCUUCGAGAUGUUAGCGCUGCUCGACUUCAACUCCGACCGGAAACGCAUGUCCAUCAUCUUGAAGUUUCCAGAUGGUCGUAUUCGUCUAUACUGCAAAGGAGCUGACUCGGUCAUCUACGAGCGACUUUCACCCAAUUCCAAGCACAAGGAGUCAACUCAGAUUGCUUUGGAUAAAUUUGCCAACGAGACCUUGCGAACACUUUGCUUGUGCUACAAAGACAUCAGCAGUAGUGAGUAUGAAGCCUGGUCCAGGAAACACAUGGAGGCUCAGGUCACCUUGAACAACAGAGAUGCUGCCCUCGAUCAUGUGUAUGAGAUGAUUGAGAAAAACCUCAUGCUGAUUGGGGCAACAGCCAUCGAAGACAAACUGCAAGAAGGAGUACCGGAAACCAUCGCUAAACUGGCACAGGCUGAUAUCAAGAUCUGGGUUUUGACUGGAGAUAAGAAAGAAACUGCAGAGAAUAUUGGGUUUUCAUGCUCCCUUUUGACGAAUGACAUGCAACUCCAUUAUGGAGAGAAUGUCAAUGAGAAGUUGAGUCUCCGUCAGGCUAAGCGAAGACACGAGCCUCCCACUGAGAGGCGAGGCAGAAAGAAACUUGCAGAGCCAUUUUUCCCUGAACCAGGCAAAAAUGCACUCAUUAUCACAGGAGGAUGGCUGAACGAAAUUCUGUACGAAAAGAAGAAGAAACGCCGCCGUUUGCGUCUUCGUCGUCUGGGAAAGCGACCGCCUCACAACAACCCUCAGGACGGACAGCCAAUGAACGAAUGGGAGAAGGAGAUGAGACAAAUUGACUUUGUGGACAUGGCCUGUGAGUGUGAAUCAGUCAUUUGCUGUCGGGUGACCCCAAAGCAGAAAGCUAAUGUGGUCAGUUUGGUGAAGAAGUAUAAGAAGGCAGUGACGCUGUCCAUCGGUGAUGGGGCCAAUGAUGUCAACAUGAUUAAAACCGCAGAUAUCGGUGUUGGCAUCAGUGGUCAAGAGGGGAUGCAGGCUGUGAUGUCCAGUGACUUUGCUUUUGCUCAGUUCCGUUACUUGCAACGACUCCUGCUUGUGCACGGACGCUGGUCCUACAUUAGAAUGUGCAAGUUCCUUCGGUUCUUCUUCUUCAAGAACUUUGCGUUCACAUUGGUCCAUUUUUGGUACUCUUUCUUCAGCGGAUACUCUGCACAGGUGGCCUAUGAGGACUGGUUCAUCACGCUCUACAAUCUUUUUUACAGCAGCUUACCUGUUCUUCUAGUUGGACUCCUCGACCAGGAUGUUAAUGACAGACUGAGCCUCAAAUUCCCCAAGCUAUAUCAACCUGGUCAGCAGGGGACCUUGUUCAACUACAAAAACUUCUUCAUCAGCUUGUUCCACGGCAUCUUCGUCUCCCUCAUUAUCUUCUUCAUUCCUUACGGAGCAUUCCUGCGAACCAUGGGACAAGAUGGAGAAGCGCCUUCAGAUUACCAGUCUUUCGCCGUUGUCACCGCCUCAUCACUGAUUUUUGCCGUCAACCUACAGAUCUCCCUGGAUACCUCCUACUGGACCUUUGUCAACUGUUUUGCUGUUUUAGGAAGCAUAGCCAUCUAUUUUGGCAUUAUGUUUGACUUGCACAGUGCUGGAAUUCAUGUCAUCUUUCCUCGCCAUUUUACCUUCACAGGGGCAGCAUCAAACGCUCUCCGCCAGCCUUACUUGUGGUUAACCAUAAUCCUCACAGUGGGAAUCAGCUUGUUGCCAGUCAUCUGCAUCCAGUUCCUACAUAAAGUUAUCUAUCCUUCCGUGGGAGAUAAGAUCCAGAGAAAUAGGAAGAGGUAUGAGUUGGAAAUGCAACAGGAGGCAAAUAAAAGGGCGCCGGCCUUCCAACGUGGCGGACGUUCCCGCCGCUCUGGCUAUGCCUUCUCCCACUCUCGAGGCUAUGCAGACCUCAUCGCCUCUGGGCGGAGCAUUCGGAGACGCCCGGCGUCGCGGGUUAGGCCCCAGAGUGGCAUCAGGGAGGUUUCUGAAAGAGCUGAGAACACUUGAUGAUUGGAGACUAGUGACAAUAUGCUGGAAUUCCCUUUUCUGGAAUCACCAUCGUAGGGGACCAAUCUGCGACAACACUGAUGUCAAGACUGGAAACUCAGCAUAGAAAAGACAUUUAAGUGGAGGUAUAUUUUCAAAUGGAUGUUUAAGUGCUUUUGAAAGUGACAUCACAAAAGAACCGAGGCACUUUCUUCAUCCUCUAUGCACAGACUCUUAUAUGCUAAACCAAAGACAAACAACUGACAUUUUUUGGUCAUGCACCGACAGUGUGACUCGCAAUGUCAUUUAUUUAACUCAGGAUUUUAAAACCUAAAGCUUUAUUUUUUAAGUUAGUUAACCUCACCCAACCCACCUUUCCCCUUUAUCACCACUGCCACAUGGUUCCAGCUCCAUCCUGCACUUGAAAUUAACAUUUCUAUCACAUUUUAUCUCCAUAAUUGAUUCAAUUGUUACAUUUGUUUUUGUCUGUUGAAAUUCUAAAUUGAUGCUCAUUUUUUUCAACACACCUCUAAAAUGUUAUAAUGAAUUAAGGAGGGAUGUUACUACGUCAUAUAUGCAAGGUGGAUUGUUGUAAAGUGUCACUUCAUUUAAUUUGUGAACAUUACUCCUCUGCUGAAUCACGUGCCUGACAGUUCUCACAAUCACUCAUUUUGUAACUUCAAAUGUAAUUCAGUCCAAAUCCUAUUUAUCAUGCCUAAAAAAAAAUCCCAGAUGUAAAAAAUCUUAAUCUUCCCCUUAUUUUAAAUUUUUUGCAUCCUCGUGUGUAAACAUACAAAUGUUUGUUUACAUUAAAUUGUCAUUUCAUUGGCCCUACAAUUUAUUUAUCCGCCACACACAUUUGAGCCAAAACUGAGACAUUGUUGUUCUGUUACUGUUUGCAGAUGUGUUUUUAACCUAAUGAUUAAGGCAGUGUGGUUGUUGGGUUGAGUUGAUAUUUUAUCAUAGUGUUGUUAAUAAAAGUUAUGGGUAUAUGUAUCAA